AUGAAUCUUAGCAGCAAUAAAAUCGGCGCCGAAGGAAUCGAAGAAUUCGCUAAUUUUCUUCGAAAUAAUACCUCACCUGUUAAACUUAAUCUUGAUGAUAAUGAACUCGGUAUUGACGGUACGAAGUAUUUGGCUAGUUCGAUUCAAGAUAACAAUAUGUUCACUACACUCGUUCUUUCCGGCAAUAUGAUUGGAGAUGAAGGUGUCGGAUACUUAGCUAAUGCUCUACGAAACAAUAUGACGGUUAUCGAACUUAAUCUUGAGGGUAAUGAAAUCGGAGAUCAAGGUAUACAAGAUCUGACUGAUGCUUUUAGAAAUAAUACAACACUUGCAACUUUAAUUCUCGAUGGUAAUAAAAUCAAACAGCAAGGUGCUCAAUAUUUAGCUGCUGCUUUUGGAAAUAAUAAGGUGAAUAUAUUUUCUCUCUAUUUUAUUUUACUUUUCUACACCUUGAAUUUCUAAUACACACACUCACUUUUCUUGAUGUCGCUGGUAAUUAUAUCGGUGAUCAAGGUGCACAAGAUCUUGCUGCUGCUUUUCGAAAUAACACGGUAAAGAUUGCUCUCAUUUUUUUUCUCUCUCAUAGACACUCACCACACUUGAUCUACGACGUAAUGAAAUCGAAAAGACAACUAAGCGUUAUGUAAUGCAAACUUUGCGAAAAAAUACUGGAUUGAAAUUAUUUUUGAAGGAUGACACGUAAAAAUUGUUAUUAAUCUUUACUAAAUCUAUUUUUAUUGGACAUUCUAUUUUCAAUU
Adineta steineri is the source of this 758-nucleotide messenger RNA. The record is from the annotation of a GenBank genome assembly. Lineage: Eukaryota; Metazoa; Rotifera; Eurotatoria; Adinetida; Adinetidae.